CUCCCGGUAGUGGGAGGAGUCACGCUCAAGCAGACGUGGCAACACGUGACGCCAUCAAAGAGGGUCGCUGGUUGAUGGGAGCGGUACGCUAGUCCAGCUAGCAGCUAUAUUCUGGGCUGAAGUGAAGGUAUAAGGUCAAGAAGAUGAUGGAAGAGAGUGGAAUCGAGACUACGCCUCCUGCCAGCCCUACACCACCUCUGACUAUGGCUGCCACAGUCAGCGCCCCGCCAAUCACCAUAGGUUUGUCCAGCCCUCUGUCCCUCCCCGGCACCAGCUCCAUCGGUUCCCCCGCAGUCUCCACCGCUUUCUCCCCUGUUCCCUCCCUCCCUGCUUUCAGCAGCCCUAUGGCCACAAACCCCUCUCUGUCCUCCCCGUUCCCCCCGCCGUCCACGCUCGCCUCCCCGUUCGCCAGCGGCUCUCCGUUUCCGCCUCCCACCUCUGGCUCUUUCCCCCCUCUGGCCUCUCCCAUCGGGCCACCUCCCCUUUCGGCUCCCGGCAUGUCGGCCCCUCCCACAGGCCCGCCCGUAUCCAGCUUCUCCAUGAGUGCAGGCUAUGACAUCACACGGGGUCACGCCGGUCGUACUCCGCAGACACCGCUGAUGCCGACGUUCUCCAGUCCUGCUGCCAUGCCAGGUGUGGGACCAAACCCCAUGGUUCAGCAGCCAGCCAUGACAGGCGGAUUAGAUCCUGGAUCUCCUAUCACUUUCCCAGAGGAGCAGGACGAUCCCAGAGGACCUGGACACACCAACGCUGGUGGAGGCAUCUGGGGCUUUUUUAAGGGAGUAGCAGGCAACACUGUGGUAAAGACAGUCCUGGACAGAACCAAGCACUCUGUGGAGUCCAUGAUCACCACUCUGGAUCCUGGCAUGGCUCCAUACAUCAAGUCUGGUGGGGACAUUGACAUUGUGGUGACUUCUGAUGAGAUGAACGUGGAGGCUGUCAGAGACGCCUUCCAGGAGGUUUUUGGGAUGGCCAUGGUCACUGGAGAGCCCGGUCAGUCUAACAUCGCCCCGCAGCCGGUGGGCUACGCAGCCGGAGUCAAGGGGGCUCAGGAACGCAUUGACAGCCUGCGUCGAGCCGGUGUGAUCCACGAGAAGCAGCCGGUGGUCUCUCUGGAAAACUUCAUUGCUGAGCUCUUCCCCGACAAGUGGUUUGACAUCGGCUGUCUGAUCCUGGAGGACCCCGGUCACAGCAUCCACAUCGAGGUCUUCACGCAGGCAACCCCUGUGGCCCUAGAUCACGUCCAACAGGCUCAGUCGCUGACCCCCCCGGACUACAGCCUGCGCUGGUCCGGCCUGAUCGUCCCAGUGGGCGAGGUGCUGGAGCGCAGCCUGCCAAACGUCAGCCGGACAGACUGGCACCAGGCCAUGACGGGCAUGGCCCGGCGCCAGAUGAUCCAGAGCGCCGCCAAAGCCCUGGCUGGUAUCUACAAACAGCAGCUCCCCCCCAGGACUGUGUGAGGCCUAAUGCUUCCACUUCCUGUCACAUACCGGGAGGAGGCGGAGACACGUUGGAGGAGAAAGUGGCUGAUGGAACAGCAAGCUUCCCUGGUAUCUCCCGUCCACCCGCCAGCCACAUGUCCUCGUGGAGCAAAGCCAAAUGGACAUUUCUUUAAAACCGAUGUUUACUGACCCCCCCCAUAUAUCAGCAGGCUCUCACUGAGGGGCCCCCCUUACCUAAUCUAUGUCAGGGCAUAGGCAGCAUACAACUUCCCCAGUGGAUUACUCACAUCAAGACAAUUAUUUUUGUAGGUUUUCUGAUAUUUUAAAAUUUUAAUUUAAAAUAAUGCAAAUGAGGCAUUAUUUUAUUAAAAUGUAUUUCAAAGACAGAAAUGGGAACAUUAAUAAUAUGAAGCCUGGUUCAAAGUUCUAGUUUCAUUUUGUUGACACAGAGGGAAUUAGUCAG
Messenger RNA from Etheostoma cragini (Arkansas darter), 1905 nucleotides. RefSeq names its product proline-rich coiled-coil 1 (gene prrc1). NCBI's taxonomy places the organism in Eukaryota, Metazoa, Chordata, Actinopteri, Perciformes, Percidae. The transcript is spliced from 10 exons. Gene Ontology annotation, cellular component: cytoplasm. Gene Ontology annotation, molecular function: protein kinase A regulatory subunit binding. Gene Ontology annotation, biological process: activation of protein kinase A activity. The coding region runs from base 144 to 1460 and encodes 438 amino acids. The record is from RefSeq and is a predicted model, not a curated record.